This is a messenger RNA of Thelazia callipaeda (thelaziosis nematode), 1575 nucleotides long. The record is from the annotation of a GenBank genome assembly. NCBI's taxonomy places the organism in Eukaryota, Metazoa, Nematoda, Chromadorea, Rhabditida, Thelaziidae.
AUGACCGAGAGAGGUGUAUAUUCUCUAAGUGGACCACUCAGUGAUGUUGAAUUCAGAUUAAAUAUUGAAUUUUGCGAACCAACAGCACUACAAUCUUUUGAUGCUUUCACGGAAAAUGCAGAGCAAGCAAGUUUUGCAGCCCCUAGUAUUUUGAUUGAAAAGUGUACCUUUAAAUGGCAGCAAAAGCUUCCUUUAAAUAGAACCAGAGUAUCACAAGAAAUUACACAAGACUGUUUUCAACAACAUGACUCUGAACAAAAUUUGACCAGCAGUAAAAGAAAUGAAUUCCGUGUGUUCACUCUCGUUAAUGGCGAAAAACCAGCUGGUAUUAAAGAAAUUAACGAAGAAUGGAAGAAUUCUUCAGAGAAUAAGUUGACAGAUAAUUUCGCAGUACCUAUGAACAGGCGUAUUGAACCAAUAAUAACGUCACACUGGAAUCCUAUCAUUGAUUUACCAUCCAAAGAGCAUCAAAAGAAAAUAAGAAGUGUACAAUACGUGAAAGAAACGAUGUACAUUAUGGCCUGCUUAGGUCCAAUACAAGAUAAUAAUACACAAGAAUACGAAGACACUAACCAAUAUGUUAUAUGUAAGAUUACAACAAUAAAUGAAACGAAUGUAAUCAUUGAACCAGAUUUAUUUUCUACAAAUAGUAAAAUCGAAACUCCUUACGGCACGUACAAAGCACAUUUGUUCAUCAUCAAAAACGAUAAUUUGGAUACAAUUAGCGAUGAUGACCUAAAUCAGACCAGUUAUGAAGGAAACCGCAUAAUAAUGACUGAUAUUCCAGCCGAAAAAACCACUGAAUUCAUUUAUCUUAUCGAUAUUGAACGCGCAAUAAAUUUUGCUCAUGAUGGAUUAAGCGUUGAGUACAAAGUUGAUACACCUUUGCAGUGUACAGUAAUUGACUCAUCCCUUUUACAAAGAAGAUCAUUUAUUAGUGAUUCAUGCCCAAGAGGAAAGGAUGAUGAAGCCGUAUUUUCUCAACAAAUCUGCAUCACAUUAGUUAUCAAAGAAAUGGAGCAAUUUUUAGCAGAUUUUCAUUGGCCUCGAAUAAUUUUCCGAGUUUCUGCAGAAGAUUACUGGGGACAUCUUUCCAUAAAUGGUUUCGGACAUUUAACAUUGCCAUCUAUCGCUGGAAGGUAUUUACUAUUGUUCAAUUCAUGCUACAAGAAAAAAAUGUAUGCGUUUGACAUUCAAUGUUGGAAGUAUGAAGGUGAAGAAAACAGGAUAAGCACGUUAUUUAAACAUUAUAUCUCUGAUGUAGUCAAUUUCAAUCAAGGAGAUUUGGCUUUACCAAUUGAAACCGCUUCGUCUACAUUAGGUCCGAUAGCAUCUAGCAUCGGACUCAAGACUACAUGUUCAGGAACGCUUAAAAUUAAUGUGCAAUGUCUGAUACAAAGUCAGAAAUUCAUUUGCCAUGAACAUGCGCAUAAAAUGAAAUGCACGACUUUGAAACAAAGUGCUGGGAUAUAUUCACGGAUACACAGAAAAAUUCUCAAAGUGCUGUCACAGUUUGAAGAAGCGAGAAAAAAUCUUUCGAAAAUUCGAGAUCAGCCCAUACAUACUGUUUCCUAA